Pedinophyceae sp. YPF-701 is the source of this 729-nucleotide messenger RNA. Lineage: Eukaryota; Viridiplantae; Chlorophyta; Pedinophyceae. The record is from the annotation of a GenBank genome assembly.
AUGCGAGCGGUAGCCGUGCUGCUGCUCUGCGUAGCAGUAUUGAUAGCCGGCAGAUGCGCCGCAGAGGCCUCGCCGGCUUGCUCCCUCCCCCAGGCGGCCGAGCUCAGCGCCGCCCAGAGCAAGCUCGAGGAGGCCAAGAGGUCGCUCACGAAGGAGUCGAAGCGCAACGCCGCUCUCGGAGUCGACUUCCAGACCACCAUGAACGCCCUCGCCCAAGAGGACCUCGCGCUGUGGAAGGCGCGCGAGUCCGAGCUGGUCGAGGCGGAAUCCGAGGCCGUGGCUGCGGAGGAGGGCGCCGUGUCUGCCCGCGCCAAGGUCCUGUGGGCGCGCGAGAAGGUCGCGAGCUUCCGCGCCGCCAUCGCGCGGCUCGCGGACCCCGGGCCGUACAAGGCCGAGCUCAGCGGCCGCGUCGCCAAGCUGGUCAGUCAGGGCGUCACCGGCGAAGCGGGGAGUGUGGACCCGGACGGUGCCGUCGAGGAGCUGCACGACGAGGUUGUGGCGGCGCAGCGGCGGCUGGCGCGCGGGCAGGCGGCCGUGCGGGCGGCGGGGCACGCGAAGGACCUCGCGCAGCUGGAGCUGAAGGGUGCUGUGCAGCAGUGCAAUGCGCGCAAGGAGGCGGCGGUGCUGCACAUGGCUGCCAAGGUGCAGCAGGACGCGGAGAAGCUGAACAAGGAUGCCGCGGACAUCGAGGAGCUCAUGGACAGCCUGAGCGACGACGGGGAGGAGUAG